Spodoptera litura is the source of this 5051-nucleotide messenger RNA. The record is from RefSeq and is a predicted model, not a curated record. Lineage: Eukaryota; Metazoa; Arthropoda; Insecta; Lepidoptera; Noctuidae.
AUUAAACCAGUUUUCAUUAUUCAUCUACUAGUUAUUUCCAUCCUAUUUUUUACUUAUGAACGACAAAAAUGUUAAAUUAUUUUUAUAGGGUAAUUUAAACAUUAGUGCAAAAGCACCAUUUUUUUGUUUUUAUUUUGAUUCGAUUGAUAUUCGAACGCGGAAGUGGUUUCGUGUAUUGACGCUCGCAUUGCGAAACAUGUCCAAUUUUUAUUUUAGAAAUAUAUAAACAUGUCCAAAUUAUGGUGAAUAACUCGUCGGCCCCGUAGUAAGAAAAGCAAACCUAAAAUAUGGCCUCGCGAGGAGACAAAGGGAAUGGAAAUGGCGAGGAGCAGAUCGUUGAGACGUUGGCGGAGGUGUUCCGCUGCUUCAUCUGUAUGGAGAAGCUGGUGGACGCACAUCUCUGCCCGCACUGCUCCAAGCUGUGUUGCUACGCCUGCGUGCGACGAUGGCUGACUGAGCAGCGAUCGCAGUGCCCGCACUGUCGGGCAGCCCUGCACCUACACGAGCUCGUCAACUGCCGCUGGGUGGAGGAGGUCACUCAGCAGAUCGAGACCAUGCAGCAGAGCAACUCGGCUAGUCAGAGGGAAAGCUUCAGGGAUAGGUGUCCGACACACCAAGAGAAGCUGACGGUAUACUGUUGGACAUGUCGGCGCUGCAUCUGCCACCAAUGUGCUCUGUGGGGCGGUACUCACUCUGGACACACCUUCAAACCCUUGGAGGAAGUGUAUGAGCAACAUGUCACACAGAUCCGUGAUGAAGUGUUCCAGCUGAGACGUCGGCUCACAGAGCUGAUUAGUCUGGGGCAAGAUGUGGAACGCAAUGUGGAAUCGGUACGCGCAGCUAAAGACGAGCGCGUGCGCGAAAUUCGCAAUGCGGUGGAGCUGAUGAUAUCGCGCCUGGAUUCUGCGCUGAAGGCCAAACUCCUCACACUCAUGGGCCAGAAAAACAGUCUGACGCAGGAGACGGAACAACUUGAACAUCUCCUGCAAGAGAUUGAACAUCAACUGCAUUCAAGUACCAGGUCGGAACUGAUUGCGAAGAGUGGUGAACUGUCGAAGAUGAUUCACCAGGUUCGCAAGAAACCGAUGGCAAGCUUCGUGACUGCGCCGGUACCGGCCGAUUUCCAUAGUGAAAUUGUCCCGAGCUACGAUAGCAGCACGUUUCCUCUGAGCAACUUCACGCAGCUGCAGCACGCGGCGGCGCCCGUGUACUCCGCCCCGCUACAUGUCAACGGACUCUGCUGGCGACUCAAGGUCUACCCCGAUGGGAACGGAGUUGUCAGAGGCAACUACCUCUCCGUCUUCCUCGAACUCAGUGCCGGACUACCCGAGACCUCCAAAUACGAGUAUCGAGUGGAGAUGUUGCACCAAGUGUCACGCGACCCUUCAAAGAACAUAGUGAGGGAGUUUGCUUCUGACUUCGAGGUCGGCGAGUGCUGGGGAUACAACCGCUUCUUCAGGCUGGACCUGCUCGCCAGUGAGGGGUAUCUGGACCCGGAGACGGAUACUCUUAUAUUGAGAUUCCAAGUGCGCCCGCCGACGUUCUACCAGCGCUGUCGCGACCAGCAGUGGUACAUCAACCAGUUGAUCACCAUGCAAAACCAACACAUCCUGCAAAUAAAUGAUCUCAAAGAGCGUCUCUCAUUAGAGAUGUCUCGCAACUCUAUCGCGGCGACCCGUGCACAGACCGGCUCGAAUACUUCGCAGUCCAACGCUGGCAGUACCGACACGGACAAUCCGUCGCAGAACAACCCCGUCGAUGGAAACAGUCUCAGCGACUCCAUCGUCUUCGGGAACCAGUGGAAGUUUAGCGCGCCACAUAGCAUCAUGAGCGGACAACGACUUGCUAGUCCCGUGAGUAUGGUGACGUGUGGUGAGUGUGGCGGUGGGCGGUGUGCAGGUAUCCUGAACACGGGCAUGUUCGUGGACGACUCGCGGAACAAUGACGUGUCCGGUGCGGCCGGGUACGGCGACUACAGACACGCGCCGCACCAACCCCACCAACCCCACGCCACACACGCGCUCGACGCCGGGUACAAUCUGCCCUCCACCUCACGGUCCGCGAACUCCCUGCACGUGUCGGGCACGGGCCCGGACAACAUGGCGCUGGUGUCGCUGCACACGCUGCUGAGCGCCGCGCAGGCCCCGGCCGCGCGCGCGCCCAGCAAGCUGCCCAGCAAGCGCGCCGCCGAGCCGCGCCCGGACAAACACCACGUGCCCCACAAGGACUCGCAGCUCACUGCAGUAUCGAGCAACCCAGUGACGGAGUCCACCAACGCGGCGGCGACCAACGCAGUGCUGUGCUCGUCCAUCUCGUCGCCCGAACUCAACGCGGGCGCCAAGCUGGAGCCCGAGCCCGCCUCGCACCCGCUGCACGCCGCCUCCGAGAGUAGCAGCGAUACUGGCGACUUGAUGUUCAGUGAGCUGGAAGUAUUUGCUGAUGAAAAUAACCCAAGUCACGUGGACGAGAACUCCAAUGAAGAGAACGAUGUCGACGACGAAACUAUGUCAGGGGAGAACGAUAUAGAGGCGGCCCACCUUGCUGGAGGCUCGAGUGGUUCCGGGGCAGAUAUACUGCGUCGGUUGGUGUGUGCCGUGGCGUCACGCGGCGUGACCCCGGCGGGCACGGACGGCUCCGGGCCGCCCGCGCCGCCCCGCCACGACCCCGACCCACAGCUCUCUACUGCCGCGCAUACUGACAUGUUGCUACUCAACCUCAUGCGCAUCAACGGACUCACGCCCAAACACUCGCGGCAUGGAGGCAGUAAGAGACAGUGGAGCAGCAGUGCGGGCGGGUCGGAGUGCGGCGCGGGCGCCACGCGGCGCGGCAGCGGCGGCGCGCGGCCCCUCGACCCUCACAUGAAGUUACAAAAGGGAGAAGGCGAGCCUGAGAAGAACAUACCAUACAGAGAAGCUGUGGGAUCUCUCAUGCAUUUGGCCAUAGUGAGUCGACCUGAUAUCAUGUUUGCUGUCAGUCUGGUGAGUCGAUUCCUUAAUAGUUACAACCAAACACAUUGGAAUGCAGUUAAAAGGAUUUUAAAAUAUUUGAAAGACACAAAGGAGUAUGGCUUGUGUUACACUAACACCACACAACCCUCAGAAGUGACUGGCUAUAGUGAUGCCGACUAUGCAAACGAUUUCGACACCCGUCGAUCAGUUACCGGCUAUGUUUUUAUGAAAAAUGGAGCCGCUGUAACAUGGGCCAGUCAGAGACAACCAACUGUGGCCCUAUCCACGACGGAGGCAGAGUUUAUGGCUGCCUGUGCUGCCACUAAAGAGACUAUGGCAGCGUGCUUGGGGUUAAGCUUCACGUCGACUCCCCCGGGUACCCCGGAGCGCUCCGCGCUGUCCCCCGUGUCCUCGCUGGCCCUGCACGACUACUGGCCGUCGGUGUCCUCGGUCAGCGACGCGGACGACGUGGAGGCCGUCCUCGAUUACAACGACACGUUGUUCGACAUGUUGCUGAACAGCCUGGCUAUAGACGGCGCGGCGGGCGAGGCGCUGGGCGCGGAGGCCCGGCCGCCCACGCCGCCCGUGCAGCCGUGGAGCCCGGCCGCCGCGCCGCCCGCGCCCGCGCAGCCCCCCGACCGCGCGGAUUGACCGCAGCGCGCCCGGGCCCACCACCAUCACCGCUACCGCCGCGAGUACCAUCACUAAACUACCGGUGUCCAUGCGCCUGGCGCCGCGCGCCGACCGCCUGGCGCCAGUGUAGCCGUGGCACCGCCGCACCCGACCCUCGCUCGCCGUCGAAGUCGCGGCUGACGUCCCGUGACGUAGUGGGCCGGCGCCGAAUGUAUCGACAGGCAGGCCGCCUCCCCGGCCGCUCCCAGUGGCUCUCCGGUCGCUCCCAGUAGCCCCUCAGUCGCUCCCCGUCGCCCCUCGCGCUCUAUCUUAUGUUCCUCCGAGUGGUGGAUCUGAGCUCGCCUCUCAGUUCUAGGAACGUUUUAUUAGAUUUAAUUUGGCACGAUUAUACUCUUUAUGAUAUUUGAGUGUGCCACCUCUUAAGUUUUUUGAGGGAUUCGUGUCUCCUCGUCACUUAGGUAGUUAGAUAACCACGUAUAAAAAGUACGGGCAUUAGGUAAAAGACUCAAAAUUGAAACGAUCUCUUUAUAUUUAUUUUUUUAGUAAUUAUUAAUGUUUAUCAGUACAAUUUAUUACUAGGGUGAAACGAGUCUGAUUCGCCCGCUAAAAUAAUAAAGUGCUAUUUUUUUUCUUAUGAUAUGAAAUAUUUUUGUAAUUCCCAGCCUCGUCAUUGUCCUAAAACGCUUGCUAGAAUUUGCAUUUACUUUAAAAGUCUGUUUACUAAGAACUAUAUCCCAAUCUCAGCUCACUAAGCGCUUGCCAUCAUGCCGGGAGUAAUAUAAGUAUUGCCAAUUGUAUUUGUAGAGCUUGAUAGACAGUUUUACUCAACGUAGGAGACAAUUGAUGUUCGUUUUACUAAAUAAAAUACAUGUAUACUCAAUAGCUGUUUUUGAAACUAUAGUAUGACUAAGCUAUCGUGUACUUGUCGAGAGAUGCAACAUAGGUUCAGGCUCCGUCGAAUAUAAUUACAUGACACAAUGCACUGGACGCGAGAGUAUGCUCUCGACGCGUGGAACGAUGAUAUUUCAACUCUUCAACUAAGUUACGUGUCAUUUGGUGUCGAUAGUUCAAAUAAUAUUGAUGUUUCUUGUGAUUGUAUCGAUCUCCGGUCGCACCGGGCGUAGUUGUCAGUGUUAAGUAUUUAAUCUGUUAUAUUAGUUAGGGACGACGACAUGACUGAAAAGUUCAAAGUGUGUGAUUCUGUAAGGUUACGAUGAGGAUCGAGUUAUGGAGUAGCGUUAAGCACGUUUUAUGUAUUAGUUGCUGUGUUGACAAAAUUAUCAAAUUAUUAUAUUGGAUUGCAUUAUCGAAAUAACAAUAUUUAGUAAUUUUAGCCAAAUAAAUAAUAAAAUUGAAAAAAAAUGGAAUUUUAUUGGUACAAUGUAACUGUCUAAUUUUCCGAGAUUGUAUGUAAAGUUUUAAUUAUUUAUUAUAUUUUAUUCCAUAAUAGUAACAAAAGUUAUGUAUUGA